This is a messenger RNA of Echinops telfairi (small Madagascar hedgehog), 1685 nucleotides long. It is a transcript of the gene CDK1, whose product is annotated as cyclin dependent kinase 1. The transcript has 8 exons. NCBI's taxonomy places the organism in Eukaryota, Metazoa, Chordata, Mammalia, Afrosoricida, Tenrecidae. The coding region runs from base 82 to 975 and encodes 297 amino acids. Gene Ontology annotation, molecular function: ATP binding; RNA polymerase II CTD heptapeptide repeat kinase activity; cyclin-dependent protein serine/threonine kinase activity. Gene Ontology annotation, cellular component: nucleus. Gene Ontology annotation, biological process: mitotic G2 DNA damage checkpoint signaling; G2/M transition of mitotic cell cycle; protein phosphorylation. The record is from RefSeq and is a predicted model, not a curated record.
GACCGGGAGGUGGUAGCCACUGCCGCCGCGGCCGCCGUCGCCCGUACCGCCGCCGGGAUCUGCAAUAAGUAUUGAGUAACCAUGGAAGAUUAUAUCAAAAUAGAGAAAAUUGGGGAAGGUACCUACGGAGUUGUGUAUAAGGGGAGACACAAAACUACAGGUCAAAUUGUAGCUAUGAAGAAAAUCCGGCUAGAGAGUGAAGAAGAAGGGGUUCCAAGUACUGCAAUUCGAGAAAUUUCUCUGUUAAAAGAACUCCGUCAUCCCAAUAUAGUAAGUCUUCAAGAUGUGCUUAUGCAGGAUUCCAGAUUAUAUCUCAUCUUUGAGUUCCUUUCCAUGGACCUCAAGAAAUAUUUGGACUCUAUCCCUCCUGGUCAGUUCAUGGAGUCUUCACUCGUCAAGAGUUAUUUGUACCAAAUCCUACAAGGAAUUGUGUUUUGUCACUCUAGAAGAGUUCUGCACCGAGACUUGAAACCACAGAAUCUAUUGAUUGAUGACAAAGGCACAAUUAAACUGGCUGAUUUUGGACUUGCCAGAGCAUUCGGAAUACCUAUUAGAGUAUACACGCAUGAAGUGGUGACUCUCUGGUACAGAUCUCCGGAGGUCCUGUUGGGGUCAGCUCGCUAUUCGACUCCAGUGGACAUUUGGAGUAUUGGCACCAUAUUUGCGGAACUAGCAACCAAGAAACCACUUUUUCAUGGGGAUUCCGAAAUAGAUCAACUCUUCAGGAUUUUCAGAGCUUUGGGUACUCCCAAUAAUGAAGUGUGGCCUGAAGUGGAAUCUUUGCAGGACUAUAAGAACACCUUUCCUAAAUGGAAACCAGGAAGCCUGGCGACCCAUGUAAAAAACCUGGAUGAAAAUGGCUUGGAUUUGCUCUCGAAAAUGUUAGUCUAUGACCCUGCCAAACGCAUUUCUGGGAAAGUGGCACUGAAUCAUCCAUACUUUAAUGAUUUGGACAAGCAGAUUAAGAAGAUGUAGUUUUCCGACAAAAAUGAAGAAAUUUGUGUUUCAAGAACAGAUAAUCCUCCCUGCUCUCACUGUUAACUCUGUUUUGCUUUUUGUGCUUUUCUCCGCUGUAAAACUUAAGCUGUACUUCAUUUUCUGAUUUCUAAAGUGUAACUUAAUGUAAAUAUUGUUCUAUAUGAAUUUAAGUAUAUUCUGUAUAUGUGUGUAGGUCCCAAUAUAACAAUUGUUACUGCAAUAAAAGUGCAGAUCUAGUAUUGACGUCAGGAAUCAAGACACAUGUGAGCUGGCUUCAGUUACCUCAACUCUCAGUAACCCUGUUUUCCUGGAGAUUUCCACGCUGGAAUUAGUGUGUUCACUUUUAUACUGCUCGGAAGUGUUUUUCAGUCCCUGGUGUUUACAUUUUUAUGUCAGCUUCUUGUCACAUAAUUAUAUAUGUUGUCUACAGAUUGCUUUAUUUCUACUGGCAUUUCAAUUCGACCAUUUAGGGUUAAGAUUUCAGAAUGAGAAAAAUGCUCAAAUAUGAUGCUUAGGUUUUGGAGAGUUUUCAGUGAAUUAUAAAACUACCACUAAGGAAUGCCAAAAUUAUGCUAAGUUGUACUGUCAAAGAUCAAGAGCUGUCCAUAUCUGGAAAGAACAAUUUUGAAAAUUUAUAAGCUUUCCUAUUUUUAGUUAGGUUGUAAAGCUAUUUGUCUAUCGCUUCUUGGCCUUUUGGCUCAGAUCAA